AUGCAUAGAAGGCUAGAGAAGAAUGGAAAGACUGCACGGGCAGUAUGGAAUGUCCAGUGCACCUUGGUCGGAGAAGAAAUCGCAAGAAAGAUUUGUGCUAUCGUAGCAGCUCCAGGAACAGUUAAUGUCGUAACGCGUAUGUUAGAUGAGGAACUUACAUUUACUCAUCUAUACAGAGAAGUUAGACAGAGGUGGAGAAGGCUUGUUAAGGCAGCUACUUUGGGUCGCCAUCUAUGGUGCAAAGCUAUGAACGAGGAACAAGGUUUUUUAUCCAAACGUUUUGCUGUUUGA
This is a messenger RNA of Nezara viridula (southern green stink bug), 291 nucleotides long. Lineage: Eukaryota; Metazoa; Arthropoda; Insecta; Hemiptera; Pentatomidae. The record is from the annotation of a GenBank genome assembly.